UCUAUACACAGGGGGGACCGAAAAAUAUCAGGAGGAGGAGGCCAAUCUUCUAACACCUAAUUUUCCCCCAUACCUUUUCACGUACAAUUCCACUCUCCCAAUUAUCACAACAAACCAUUACUAAAAAAUUCUCACCAUCAUCUUCUAUCCAACAUACACCCAUAACCCACUUUAUAUCUCACACCCAAUUACUACAAGAAAAUUCUCAACCAUAAGCCAUAAGUUCUAAAAGAUUCUAACAACAUCAAUGGUUCAAUAGUUUGUUUUGCAGAUGAAAGGCAGAGGAACAUAAUCGGAAACUGACACGCUCCCAAUCCGACCGCCGCGCUUCAAUCUCCCCCGAUCUUCCACCUUGCCGAAACAACUCCGUGAGAUCGCCUACACCGAACAGCCACGCAAAUCCGGCACCACCCAACUUUGCAAUCCGCUCGCGUCCGAACGGCAUCGACCACAACCUUGCCAUUUCAGAAAUAGAAUAACAAAGGAAAAGGAAGUCGAAAUUGAAUUCGAUGGAGAUGCAGUGCACCACCAUUGAUAAACCUGUAAUAGUGAAUCAAUACACGACAAGUUUGAACUGAAAAAUUACGGCAAAACAGAAAGGAAGAAGAGCAGGUAUGUGCUUCCCGAUCUUGAACAUACAACCGCGGUUCCUCCGUGACUCCAUCGGCCUUCUUCCUCCUUUCUAAGAAUCGCACCGCCAUCCACCCAGUUUUGCAGGAAUGCGAUAUUCUGGACAAGCUCAAUAUGGGGAGAAGAAAAUAUUGAGGAGAAGUAAAUCUGAAGAAGAAAUCAAAGAGUUGAAGCAAUCAAGCUUAAUGUUCUGAUACAAGCCUUUGCUAGUGCUCUGAUACAAACUUUGCUCUGAUUGCUCUAAUACAAGAAGUUACAAGAUCAGAAAGAAGCUAUGCUCUAACGCAUGAAGCCACAAAACUCUGAUACAAGCAAGUCUUGUUGAUGCUGAUAAAAUCAAGUGAUCUCAAAGAGAAAUUCAAAGCUCUAAAGUUGUCAAAUGGAAGCUCUGAAGUGAAGCUCUGAAUUAUCUGAAAGUUCAAAGUUCAACGUGAAAGUCUCAUCUGAAAUGCAAAAAUACUCAGGGAAGUCUUUUAUUGAUAAAUUCUUCUAGUAUUAAUUUCAGGGGGAGAUUGCUAAUCUCAGGGAGAGACAUAUUCACACACUCUGAAUUAUAUGAUUUAUGCUAUAUCUGUGUAUUGUCUUUGUUCAUCUGAUAUUCUAGAUACAAAUUCAUAUCAAUUCUGUAUGUUUUUGUCAUCAUCAAAAAGGGGGAGAUUGUUAGAACAAGGAAUGUUCUUAUCAAUAUUCUUAGUUUUGAUGAUAACAUUAUGUAUGAAUUUUGUAUAAGACAAUGUGGUACUCUAAUUCUUUACGUUUUCCAUUUCAGGAAAAGUAUAAAAGAGUAUACACAAAUCAGCGUUCAGAAGCACUGACCCAGAAGUUCUGGAUGGCUUCACCAGAACAUGGUCUGGCAAGACAUCAGAAGAUGGUCCUGCAAAAUCAAACAUGAUCUGGAAAGCAUCAGAAGAUGGCAGUCAGAAGUAAAAGCUCUGAAGCUCUGAUGGUAUCACGCUGAAAGCACUUCAAGUCUGAAGACAGAAGUUGCAUCUGCACCAAAGCUGAAGACUAUGAAAUUCAAACGUCUAUUCUACACAUUCUGAGUCCAGAAGAAAGUACAAGAUGAAAAGGCUAUAACGUCAAAUCUCUGGCUGACAAAAGGAAUGUUAGAAGCUAAAAAAGGCAAAGUCAGUAAAAGCAGCAAGAGCAUGGCUCGAGGUAGUUGACAAAAGUGUGAAACAUUAAAUGCAGCUUUCUACUAUUCACGCAAUGCAUUAAAUGCUCCCAACGGUCAUUUCCUCUCAGUGCCUAUAUAUAGAAGUUCUGAUUCAGAAGCAGCAAAAACACUCUUGCGACUUGCGCAAAUAUACCGAAACGCUGUCAAACUGAAAAUCAAAGAAGAACUUCAUCUUCAACCUCACAACUUUGUAAUAUUUUAGUGAGUGUUAAGAAUUAGAACUUAAGAGAAAUAUCACUUUGUGAUUACAGCUUUCUUAGAAGCAAAUCAAACUCUUGUAUUAUUUGUUUUACAUUGAUUGUAAAAGGAUUUCCUAGAGUGAUCAAGUUGUGAUCAGGAUACUCUAGAAGACUUAGAGUGUUUCUAAGUGGAGAACCAUUGUAAUCAGUUUGAUUAGUGGAUUAAAUCCUCAGUUGAGGUAAAUCACCUUGUCAGGGGUGGACUGGAGUAGUUUAGUUAACAACAAACCAGGAUAAAAAUAAUUGUGUUCUUUAUUUUUAUCUACCAUUUUUUAGAAGUUACACUUAUUCAAUCCUUCGCUUUCUAAGUGUUUUUCACUCCUUCAGCUUUCAGAAUGGAAGAUGAUGAGAAUAUUGAAGCAAUGUUUUCCAGAAUCCAGACUCUGACUGCUGGAUUGAGAGUUCUUGACAAGGGAUACACAAAAGCUGAUCAUGUUAAGAAGAUAAUCAGAAGUCUACCCAGAAGAUGGGGACCAAUGGUUACAGCUUUCAAGAUUUCAAAGAAUUUGAAUGAAGUAUCUCUUGAGGAGCUUAUAAGUACUCUGAGGAGUCAUGAGAUUGAACUUGAUGCAAAUGAGCCUCAGAAGAAAGGUAAGUUUAUUGCUUUAAAAUCUAAAAAUAAAUCUUGUGCUAACGCUUUUCAGGCAGAAGAGGAAGGAUCCGACGAUUCAGAGUCAGAAGAAGAAGAUGAAUUUUCUCUCAUAUCCAGAAGGGUGAAUCAACUCUGGAAGAGUAAGCAGAGAAGAUUCAAGAACUUCAAGAAACCUGAAAAGGGAGAAUCUUCUAAACACAGAAAAUCUGGCAAGAAGAAGGUAGUGUGCUAUGAAUGCAAAGAACCUGGACACUUCAAGAAUGAAUGUCCUAAGCUUCAGAGGGAAAAGCCUAGAAAGAAGUUUGAAAAGAAAAAAGGCAUGAUGGCUACAUGGGAUGACUCUGAUUCAUAUGAUCAAGAGUCAGACUCUGAAGAUGAGCAAGCCAACAUAGCAUUCAAGGCAACAGUUGAUGCUGAAGAAGAAUUUACCUCUGAUUCAGACUCUGAAGAGGUAUUUUCUGAACUCACUAGAGAAGACUUAGUUUCUAGCUUAUCAGAACUUCUGGAAGUCAAGAGUAAACUUAGUCUCAAAUACAAAAAGCUCAAAGAGAUUUUUGCAUCUGAAACUAAGAGAUUUGAAAUAGAAAACUCUGAACUAAAAGAAAAAGUUUUAAAAUUAACUAAUGAUGUUGAUUUUUUUGAAAACAUCUUCAAGUUCAGACACGUCUAUUCCAAGCACUAAUAAUAUUCUGAAAGAAUAUGACUUGAGCUUCAGAAAGUUCUUAUCUAGAGGUAUAGGUAGAAGUUAGUUAGCCUCUAUAAUUUAUGGUGUUAGUGGAAACAAAAGGGUAGGUAUAGGUUUUGAGGGAGAAAUCCCAUAUAAACUAGAACCUGUUGAUAAAAUGAUCAUUGAAUACAAACCUUUGUAUGAACAGUUUAAGUAUGGUCAUUCUCAUGAUAUCAAACACACAUCACACUCUAAAAGUUUUCAUCUCACACGCACACAAAGAAACAUGUUGUUGCACAUUCUUGAAAAACCUAUGUAAAAUCUCAAUUCAAUCAGAACGUGAGAAGGACUAACCCAAAAGGACCCAAAAGAAUGUGGGUACCUAAGGAUAAGAAAAUUCCUGUUGCAGAUCUCUUUCACAGCACAAAAGACAAACAUGUCAUGGUACCUGGACUCUAAGUGCUCACGUCACAUGACGGGAAGAAGGUCUAUGUUCCAAAGUCUAGAAGUUAGAUAUGGAGGAGAAGUGAAGUUUGGAGGGAACUAGAAGGGAAAAAUCAUAGGCUCAGGAACCAUAUGUAAUGGUAAUUCUCCCUCUAUAACUAAUGUUCUUUUAGUAUAUGGAUUAGCUCAUAAUUUAUUGUCCAUAAGUCAAUUAAGUGACAAUGGUUAUGACAUAAUCUUUAAUCAAAAGUCCUGUAGAGCUGUUAGUCAAUAGGAUGGCUCAAUGUUAUUUACAGGAAAAACAAAGAACAACAUUUAUAAGAUUGAUCUUUCAGAUCUUAAGAACCAACAGGUUACUUGCCUUCUGUCUGUUAACGAAGAGCAGUGGGUUUGGCACAGAAGAUUGGGUCAUGUUAGUAUGAGAAAGAUUUCUCAGAUUAACAAACUCAAUCUAGUCAAAGGACUCCCCAAUCUGAAAUAUAAAUCAGACGCUUUUUAUGAAGCAUGUCAGAAAGGGAAGUUUUCAAAACCUGCGUUUAAGUCUAAAAAUGUUGUUUCCUCUUCUAGGCCUUUAGAACUUCUGCACAUUGAUCUGUUUGGCCCAGUAAAAACAGCAUCAAUCAGAGGCAAGAAGUACGGAUUGGUCAUUGUAGAUGACUAAAGCAGAUGGACAUGGGUAAAGUUCUUAAAACACAAGGAUGAGUCACAUUCUAUGUUCUUUGACUUCUGUAAUCAGAUUCAAUCGGAAAAGGAAUGUAAAAUCAUAAAAGUCAGAAGUGAUCAUGGUGGUGAAUUUGAGAACAUAUUCUUUGAAAUUUAUUUCAAAGAAAAUGGUAUUGCCCAUGAUUUCUCUUGUCAUAGAACUCCGCAACAAAAUGGAGUUGUAGAACGAAAGAAUAGAAUCUCCAUUAGGCCUAUUCUCAAUAAGACUCCUUAUGAUUUGUGGAAGAACAGAAAACCUAACAUUUCAUAUUUUCAUCCAUUUGGAUUUGUUUGUUAUAUUCUGAAUACUAAGGAUCAUCUGAACAAGUUUGAUUCCAAAGCUCAGAAGUGUUUCCUUCUUGGAUAUUCUGAACGCUCUAAGGGCUACAGAGUAUACAAUACUAGAACUCUGAUAGUUGAGGAAUCAAUCAAUAUCAGAUUUGAUGAUAAGCUUGGCAUUGAAAAGCCAAAGUAGAAUGAGAAUUUUGCAGAUAUAGACAUCUCUAAACCAGAUCAUGAAGAACCCAGAGGAAAGGAUGACUCAGAAGAUCAAGUUGCAGCUUCUUUAGAGAAUCUCAGAAUAUCUGAAGAGCCAACACUCAAAAGAUCUUCAAGAAUCAACUAUGCUCAUCCAGUAGAUGUUAUAAUUGGAAAGAAAGAUGAUCCCAUCAAAACAAGAUCAUUUCUAAAGAACAACGCAGAAUAUCAAUUUGGUUUAGUGUCUUUGAUUGAGCCAACUUCUGUUGAUAAAGCUCUGGAAGAUGCUGACUAGAUUAUUGCUAUUCAAGAAGAGUUAAAUCAGUUUACAAGGAUUGAUGUUUGGGAUCAUGUUCCAAGACCUAAAGGAUUCAAUAUUAUUGGAACAAAAUGGGUAUUCAGAAAAAAGUUGAAUGAGAAAAAGGUGAAGUGAUCAGAAACAAAGCCAGACUGGUUGCUUAGGGCUAUAGUCAACAAGAAGGUAUUGACUACACUGAAACCUUUGAACCAGUGGCCAUGUUAGAAUCUAUUAGAUUGUUAAUUUCUUUUGCCACUCAGAAUAACACCACUCUUUAUCAGAUGGAUGUUAAGAGUUCCUUUUAAAUGGUUAUAUAGACGAAGAAGUCUAUGUUCACCAACCUCCUGGUUUUGAAGACUCUAAUUCUCCAGAACAUGUUUUUAAACUAAAGAAAUCAUUAUAAGGUUUAAAGCAAGCUCCCAGAGCUUGGUGUGAAAGAUUAAGUUCUUUCCUUAUGGAUAAUGGUUUCACAAGAGAAAAAGUAGACACAAUUCUGUUAUGUAAAACCUGUAAAAAGGAUAUUUUAAUUUGUCAAAUUUAUGUUGAUGAUAUUAUUUUUGGAACAUCUAAUGCUACACUUGGAAAGGAAUUUGCUAAGACUAUGCAGGCAGAAUUUGAGAUGAGCAUGAUGGGAGAUCUCAAAUAUUUCCUAGGCAUUCAGAUCAACCAAACUUCUAAAGGAACCUAUGUUCAUCAGACUAAGUAUGUCAAAGAACUUCUAAAGAAGUUCAGACUAUCUGAAAGUAAAGAAGCAAAAACUCCAAUGCAUCCAACUUGCGUUUUAGGUAUGGAUGAGGUAAGCAAGAAGGUAGAUCAGAAGAUCUACAGAGGUAUGAUAAGAUAUCUUCUCUAUCUGACUGCUUCUAGACCUGAUAUUUUAUUCUUGUGUACUAGAUUCCAAUCAGAUCCUAGAGAAUCUCACUUAACUGUUGUUAAGAGAAUUCUUAGGUAUCUGAAAGGUACUACUAAUGUUGGUUUAGUCUACAGAAGAUAUGAAGAAUACAACUUAGUAGGAUAUUGUGAUGCUGAUUACGCUGGAGAUAGAAUUGAAAGGAAAAGUACUUCUGGAAGCUGUCGGUUUUUGGGAAGUAAUCUGAUCUCGUGGUACAGCAAGAAGCAAGCAACAAUUUCACUCUCUAUAACAGAAGCAGAAAAUGUAGCUGUUGCUGGAUGUAGUGCACAGAUGCUCUGGAUGAAAAGUCAGCUAGAAGACUAUCUGAUAUAUGAGAGUAACAUUCAUAUAUUCUGUGAUAAUUCUUCUGCUAUUUGUUUAUCUCAAAAUCCUAUUUUACAUUCUAAAGCUAAGCAUAUAGAGAUUAAGCAUCAUUUUAUUAGGGACUAUGUUUAGAAGGGUGUUCUUUCUCUAAACUUUAUAGAUACAGACCAUCAAUGGGCUGAUAUCUUUAUAAAACCCCUUGAUGAAGAUAGGUUUAAGUUCAUUCUGAAAAACAUCAGUAUGAAUUUAUGCCCAGAAUGAAGUUUUGAGAUGAUCUAAUAUGUGGAUUAGUCUGAAGAUUAUGCUUUAUUUUUUUUCUUAUUUUACCUAUCAGAUGUUCUGAUUGUGUAUGUUCAUAUGGAUACUCUGAAACUGUUAUCACUAACGUUUCAUGUGCCUAAGUAUGACUCAAAACUUCUGUUAAAGCAAAACAACUGUCACCAGCUACCCCAAGAGGAUGACCACUUGUUCACUCAUUCUGAAGGGACAAGCAUGCGUGCAGUUGAUGAGACGCCGCCCUAGGUAACUGUGCAAAAUCUUUUCAAAUCUCACGCUAUCCUCCACUAACGUCUUUCAGCAUUAAUUAUAAUUGAUUCAUAUUCUAUAACCGUUGCAUUCAGAACUUCAUUGCAUUGCAUUUUCAAACAUGGUCUAUAUAAACUCAUUUCAUCUUCAUUUUAUCUCUUUUCACUCCUUCAUCAUCCUAGUUGUUUAUGCAUUUUUGCUCUCUAUUUCGUCUCUACCAAAACCCUAAACCUAAACAACCCAGAAUUCUAAAUUUCUCUUCUUCAAUGGCUUCAUCUUCAUCAAACCCGUCUGCAUCUCAGCAACAACAACAACAACAGCAACCUGCUUCUUCUCAACAACAAGAGAAACCAGCAUUCAUAGAACCAACAAGAACGUGUCUGAUUCCGUUUGCAGAUUUAGAAUUUCUCUGUGAACUUAUGGUAGAUUUCAACAAUCUUCAAGCACACAACUUCAACAUCAAGACGAACAUGUUAGUUCAAGGCUGGGCAAACUACUUUUAUCGUCUCAUUGGACCAGUUUACCCAGAUUUAUUAAAGGAAUUUUGGAUUCAUGCUACCCUAACCCCCAAAGCUAUCAUCUCCUUCGUCUUAGGGAAAGAGGUUUCAAUUAAUGAGAAUCUCAUAAGGAAGUCAAUGAAUCUCCAAGGUUUGGGUGGAGUAACUGGCGCUAUACCUGGAAGAACUGACUGGGAAACAAUUUACCCAGAAAUCUUUACAUCUGGUAAAGGAUCACCAAACACCAAGGAUCUGAAGCCUCCAUACAGAGUUUAGGCAAAGAUCAUUCUGGGAUCAAUCAACCACAAAAAAUCAUUUGUCUCUCCAACCUACAUAAAUCAAGACCAGUAGUUUCUUCUGUAUUGCAGUGGGAAGGGUAUGAGAAUUGAUUUACCUCACAUUUUGUUCCAUCAUCUAUGGAAUCAUGUGAAGGAAUCAAGAGAGGCAGAAAAGCUAAAAUACCCCAAGAUCAAGAAGAACACCAUUCCUAUGGGAAGGCUGAUAUCAGACACUCUGACAAAGAGUGGUCUGAUAGAUACUUUGAAAGAAGCUGGCGCAGUUCAAGAUCUGACAACUGUUUGUGGGAGUACUCUGACUGCCCAUAGUCUGAGGAGAAUGAAAUUGAUUGAAAAGGUCCUUUCUCCUCCAACAGUGGUCAGUGAUAUUCUGUCCAGAAGAAAUCCAGUUGUUGACUUCCAGUUGUUCUUCAUGGAAGAACAUCCAGACUUUGUCCUCUUCUAUCUGGAGUCUUGUCUAAGAGACAAUUCAGAAUUUGAUCCAGCUUGGCUACAUGGGAGAAACCUUCCCUCUCUGGAUGAAUUAAACAAUAGGGAGAAGAAGAAGGAGAAGAAGAAGAAGAAGAGAAAGGCUAUUGGAGAAGGUCCUUCUACAAAGAAAGCUAAGAAGCUGAAGAAACCUUCAGGUAUUUCUAUUUAUGAUUUUGUACCUAUUAAUAGUUCUGAACAAGUAUCAACAGCAGAUCCUCUUUCUCAUAAAAUCCCUAGAUCAUUUGAAUAACUUAAGAAGUUAAUAUAUGACAUGGAUAAUGUAGAUACUUCUAGUCUACACUCUAGUUCUGACCUUCCCCCUCAGCAAAAACCACCAUCUUCUAAAACUCCAUCUUCCUCCACAAUCUCAAAAGAAAAAGACCACUUCAUUCUGAACCACAAAUUCUGAACCCCCCACCUCUCACUGUUAUAUUCCCAAUAAUUCCAUAUGAAAAUAUCUUCUCCACUCCCCAACCUCAAUCAUCAUCCUCUAUCCCUCAACCAAUCUCACCAAUAUCUGACCCUCCAUCAGCAAUUGACAUUCAUGUCCUCUGUAAUUUCACUGAAUCUUCAUCCUCUGAAUCUUCUCUCCUUCACCACCCUCGCAUCCAAGAUCCUACUUCUGAUCCCCCAGUUGUCAUUAUUGACUCUGAUCAUGAAGCAGAAUCUGCACCCAUCUCUUAUCUUCUUCCUGAUAGACCAUCUGAACCCUAUCUCAUCUCCAACCCCCCAAGAACCAAUAACUAUUAUUAGACCCACUCCAUCUCUACCCUCUGUUGAUACUCGUUUUCAGGUACUUAACUACAGAGGGUACAGAACAGGUUGGAAAUGCUGAAGGCUGCCCAUGCUGUUGGAAAGCUCUGGGAUGUUUUCACCAAAGAGCUGCAAGCUGAAGUUCUGGAUCUUUAGAAAAUCUGUGUCUCUGAAGCUCCUGGUCUAGCUGGUCUAGCUCUGGACUAUGGUCAUUGGAAGACUCUGUAGGAAAUUAAGAAAUGGAAAACUCUGCAAGCUGAAACUUCUGGUGCUGCUGCAUCUGAAGUUGAUGAGAUGGACCUAGAGGCUGAUGAUAUGGAUUUGGAUAAUCCUCUGCCUAUGGUGGUUUGGAAGCCAAAACAGUUUCCCUUCGCACCUAAGGAUCUUACUGUUCUGACUGGUGAUAUGGAGACUCUGUUCUCAUGUUUUGACGCUAACCCAGUUGAUCAACUUAUUGUUCAAUCACCUCUUUCUUCUGUUGCUAGUUCCUCUACCUCUGAAGUGUGGAAGACUCUGAAGAAACUUCAGAAGAAUCAAGAGGAUUUUUUUGAUCGUCUGGCCAAGCAAGAGGAUACAAACCAAGAGUUCAAGACUUGGAUGUAGAAAUCAGAAGAAAGUUAUAAGAAGCAAGCAGAAGACACUGCUGAUAUCAAGAAUCUACUAGCAGCAUUAGCCUCUAAACUUACCCAGUCUUAGUAUGUGUCUUGAGUUUUUUUUCUUCAGUUUUCUUUGUUUCUUGCAUCUGCUUUCGUUUGUCCAUUGCAUGUGAUUGUAAACACUCUGUUUUAUCAAUAAAUUUCUUCCUUCAUCUUUUGUGUGUCUUUCAUCUGAAUCUUUUAUAUAAAUAUGUGCUUUUUGAUGUUAUGACAAAAAGGGGGAGAAACGUUCUAUUUGAACUGAUUUAUUAUAUCAGUUGCUGGGCUUAAGUCUCAACAUUCCUAACAAAAAAUAUUGCAAGAUUUCGUCUCUGAUAGUUUUGCAGGAAUGUGAUUAUCUGAAAAAGUUCAAAAAGGGGAGAAACGUAUCUUGAGAAAAUCUUCCAAAGAUUUGAAGCAAACAAAGUUUAAUGCUCUGAUACAAGAUAUUGCAAAGAUCUGAAGCAAUCUACUCCGAUGCUCUGAUAAGCUAAGCGUUCUAAAGAAAAAUUCAAAGCUUUGAAGUUGUCCAAUGGAAGCUCUGAAAGAAAGCUCUGAAUCAUCUGAAGAUAAAGCUCAACGUGAAAGUCUCUUCUGAAAUGGAAAAUACUCAGGGAAGUCUUUUAUUUAUAAAUUCUUCUUGUUUUAAUUUCAGGGGGAGAUUGUUAAUCUCAGGGGGAGACAUAUUCACACACUCUGAUUAAUAUGCUUUUAUGCUAUAUCUGUGUAUUAUCUUUUUCAUCUGUCAUUCUGGAUACAAAUUCAUAUCAAUUCUGUAUGUUUUUGUCAUCAUCAAAAAGGGGGAGAUUGUUAGAACAUGACAAAUACUGCACGUAGACUGGACACCGAACCUAUGUAUGGUGAAGCCCUAACAAUGGUGGUUCCAUGGCCCUACGUCCAAGCUUCGUUCCAAGGGUCCUGUCACGUAUUAAAAGCUACCAGAAACUCAUGUAAAGCGUUAGAUUCAAUUGAUAUGUAUCGAAACAUGACAAACAAAAAUUCACGAAUAUAUGAAAAAAAAGGAACAUAGUAUGGUCGUGUUGCACAUUACGAGGGGCUCUGUUAUAAUAAGAAAUGUUCUGAUCAAUAUUCUUAGUUUUGAUGAUAACAAUGUAUAUGAAUUUUGUAUAAGACAAUGUGGUACUCUAAUCCUAUGCAUUUUCCAUUUAAGGAAAUAUAUAAUGAGUAUGCACAAUUCAGCGCAAGAAGCACUGACUCAGAAGGUUCAAGUAUGCAACAUCAGAACAUGCUCUCGCAAGACAUCAUAAGAUGGUAAAGCAGAAUCAGAACAUUGUCUAUUGAAGCAUCAGAAGAACUUGAGUUCAGAAGCAGAAACACUGAAGUUCUUAUGGUAUCACGCUAGAAGCACUUCAAAGUCAGAAGACAAGAAGAUGCUCUGCACCAAGCUGUUUGACUCGGAUUAAUUCAAACGUUGUAUCUACAAAGAUCAGAUCAGAAGCAAGUACAAGAUGGAAGGCUACGCUGACUGACAAAAGGAACGUUAGAACCUAUUAAAGGCAAAGUCAGUUAAAGCAGGAAAAGCAAGGCUCGAGGUAGUUGACAAAAGAGUGAAACAUUAAAUGCAAUGCUGUACGGAUCAUGCAACGCAUUAAAUGCUCCCAACAGUCAUCUUCUCAAAACGCCUAUAAAUAGAAGUUCUGAUGAGAAGCUGUAGACACAACUCUUGCGCAAAAAUACAGAAACACUUUCAAAUUCAAAAGCUCUCAAACUUCAUCUUCAACCUCACAUUACUUUUGUAAUAUCAUAGUGAGAUUUAAGCUUAAAACUUAAGAGAAAUAUCACAGUUGUGAUUAUAGCUUAUUAAGAAGCAUUGUAAUACUCUUGUAAGAAUUUGUUUACAUUAAUUUGUAAAAGGUUCCUAGAGUGAUCAAGGUGUGAUCAGAAUACUCUAGAAGACUUAUAAGGUAUCUAAGUGGAAAACCAUUGUAAUCAAGGUUAAUUAGUGGAUUAAAUCCUCAGGUGAGGUAAAUCACUCUAAGGGGGUGGACUGGAGUAGUUUCGUUAACAACGAACUAGGAAUUCAAGUGGCUAUAUAAUGGUGUCAUCUCUGCUCUUCAAUCUCAGCACAUCACGAAUAGUUUUCGUCCAGUAUGAGUUUCAUUUGUCUCCAAAUAGGGUUUGUCUGGGUUUGGUACUGUCAUGGGUUGCUAUACCAAUUUUCAUUCAGAAGAAGAGAAAAGAGGGUUGGGGACACUGUGUAUUUCUGUCAUGAAUUCGUGUGUGUGACCACCAAAAAGUGUUCGUUCCUUGUAUGGUCAGGCCUUCUAAAGGAUUUUGUGAUUUGUGAUUUGAGUUUUGAACACAAUUGUGAUUUGUGUUCUGAGUUACAGGAAGUAAGGGAUUCCUCCCCUAUCUUCUUCCUCAUGUACACCACAGUGUGUGUACUUCACAAAGGAAGUUGGUGGUAGUGUUCAACAGGGUGUUAUGACAUUGAUCCUCUUUGUCAUAUUAUAGCUAAAAAGGGGGAGAGUUAUCCAAAAUAUCAUCUAAAGUCCACUACUAUCAAAAGAAACAAAGGAUUUUGUAGACACAGUAUGGACCUGAAGAACAGAAGAUGUUGAAGCCCAAUUCUGAGAAUGUAAAAAAUCUGUUCUUCCUUGUUGUCUUGAAAGUUGAAGCAUUUAUGUUUUGCUGCAUUUUUAAUGUAUGUAUAGUUUUAGCCAAAAUAUGCCAAAGGGGGAGAUUGUUGAUGUUUUUAUUGGCUGAUUGAUAUCUAUGUUUGGCUAAAAUAUAAUAGCAGCAAAAUAUAAUACAAUGUAUAAGUCUUGCAAAAAUAAAAGAACAAAACAGGUACAAGCAAGAUGUUAUAUGGAAUGUUAUGACAUCAAUUCAUGACAUCGCGCCUGCAGAACUGGAAUAAAGAUUCAGUUUCAUUCUCAACAGAUACAAAAUAUUCUAUGAAUAUUAUGUAAUCCAAUGUGGCACAGAUUUUAAGGUCAAUAGAAUCAAGUCAGAAUAUUGAAGAAUCAAAUCAGAAUAUUGAAGAUUCAGCAGUUUCUAACUUAGGAGAUAAAUUAGGAAACUUGUGAUCGAAGACCUUUCUUUUAGCAGAAGAUAUCUGCAUAUUUGUAACAGCCAGUAGUGCUGCGAUUUGUAAGCCCAAGUCCAAUUGGGAAUAGGUUAUAAAUAGAAACCUUUGUUACCUAGUUUGACAGAAAAAAUAUAGAAAACUGUGUUUAGAAAAUAUGUAGUCAUUAGGGUUUCUAUAGGUAGACCACCCAGGCUGUGGGAUGGCUGUCAUGUCCUUCUCGAAACCUUUAGGUAAGAGAAGCUAUUGUUCUCACUCGAAACCUGUAGGUAAGAGUUGAGUAUUGUGUUCUUGAUUGAAGUUGUGAAGCAAGAUCAAGUUGUUAGAACAUGAAAUGUUCUAAUCAAUAUUUCUAGUUUUGAUGAUAACAUUAUAUAUGAAUUUUGCAUAAGACAAUGUGGUACUCUAAUUAUUCACGUUUUCCAUUUCAGGAAAAGUCUAAAAGAGUAUGCACUAAAUCAUUAUUCAGAAGCUCUGACCCAGAAGAUCUGGAUGGCUUCAUCAGAACAUGGUCUGGAAGACAUCAGAAGAUGGUCUUGAAGAAAUCAAAACAUGAUCUAGAAGGCAUCAGAAGAUGGCAAUCAAAAGCAAGGCUCUGAAGAUUUGAUGGUAUCACGCUACAAAGAACUUCCAAAGUCUGAUGACUGAAGUAGCCUCUGCACCAACGCUGAAGACUAUGAUAUUCAAACGUCAUUCUAAUAGUCUGAGUCCAGAAGCAAGUACAAGAUGAAAAAGCUACAACGUCAAAUCUGUCUGUCAGACAAAAGGAACGUUAGAAGCUACAAAAGGCAAAGUCAGCAAGAGCAGUUGAAACAAGGCUCGAGGUAGUUGACAAAAGAGUGAAACAUUAAAUGCAGCUGUGUACUAUUCACGUAAAGCAUUUAAUGCUGUUCAACGGUCACAUUUCUCACUGCCAUAUAAAAGAGAAGUCCUGUUUGCUAAAGAAAUACAACGCACGCUGAGAGAACUUAUGCUGCCAAAUUGAUUCACAAAGCUAUCAAACAAAAAGCAAGGAAACUUCAUCUUCAACCUCACAAAUCUUAUAAUAUCUUAGUGAGUGUUAGAACUUAAUCUUGAGAGAAAAAUCACUUGGUGAUUAUAGCUUAUUAAGAAGCACAUUAAACUCUUGUAAUAUUAUUUACUAUUUUAUAAAAGGAAAUUCCUAGAGUGAUCAAGUUGUGAUCUGUAUACUCUAGAAGACUUAGAAGUUGUCUAAGUGGAAUACCAUUGUAAUCAAGGUCGAUUAGUGGAUUAAAUCCUCAAUUGAGGUAAAUCACUCUGUAAGGGGUGGACUGGAGUAUUUUGAAUAACAACGAACCAGGAUAAAAAUAACUGUGUGAUUAUUUUUAUCUGCCAUUUUUUAGAAACAACCCUUAUUCAAUCCCCCCUUUCUAAGUGUUUUUCACUCCUUCACAAGUUAGUGUUCAUUGUUAAUUGUUUAAAUAGAUGUUGCAGGGUUGUAACAGUUAGGUAUCACUAGGGAGUGAGCAGUGGUUCUCUUGUCUUAGAUGGGGUUCUAAGAUAAAGGUUGCAUUGGGUAGUGACUAUGUAAACCAAAGGUUGUUUAUUUGUAAACCAGAGGUUGUUUACAUAAAAUAGUACUACUGAUCGUGAAAUCUUCUUCUUGGCUUGGUAGACGCCAGAGUAGGUAGUUAAAUCGAACUGGGUUAAUGAUUCACUGUGUUAUUUAUCUUCGGCAUUGUAUUGUCUGUUCAGUCUUGGAUGUUGUAACAUCGCGUAUAACAUCAGGUUCAGGUUUGAUAGUUGUUCCUUUUACAGAACCAAUAAAGAUUAUAAUCUGGUUAUGUUGACUGAACAUACAUGAUCCCAGUACUCAUGGACUCCUUCUUAGGAGUAAUUAAAAAUUGGGGAUCUUUCUGUUCUGCCUUUGCUAAGCUAAUAACAGAUCAGAUGUCUUGACAUUGUGAGUGACAUCUUGAGUCUGUCAUACCAGAAUUUCACUUGAUGAAUCAUGAUCAACCCUUGAUCAAAUGAUGAAUGUUACUUCAAAAUGUUGAUGUUGACCAAAAAUCAGGAGUUUUGACUGUAAUUUGACCAUAAUUGACUUUGAGGUCAAACUAGUUGACUAUUGAUCAUUUGAGUAGUUGACUGAGCAAUCUUGGGACUCAGAGCUUGGAGAUUAUCAUGAGGAUCCUUUGAGGCAUAUGAGAUGCUAUGAGGUCCACUUGAGGUAUCAGAAACUGAUUUUACUUGAAGAGAGAGAAAACCCUAGUUGGAGACUUGUUGCUUAUGAGACAAGUAAGUGAGCCCAAUUCUUGCAUAGUCUUGAGUCAUAUGAGUCAAAGUAUCUUAAAAUAUGAUGGAAAAAUUUUGGGGUAUGACAGCUGCCCCUGUUCAAUCUUCUUAAACUAGAGGAUCUAGAUUGACUUGUGUGCCUGUCGGAAUCUGAAGGUGGAAGAGGAUUGAAUAAUAGAAUACCCGGAAAUUUGCCCUUGCUGAGAUAGGGACCUUUGUCGUAGAUGGGCUUGAAGAUGCCAUCUAGGAGAAGCAUUGUCGGAGAUGGGCUUAACUAUGCCAUCUGGAUUUGAUAAUAUGAAAGUAAGAAUAAGUCGUACAUUAGACUGUAUCUGAGCACAAUGUGUUGAGAAGUGUUUGUUGGAGAUGGGCAUGUAGAUGCCAUCUAUUUUUGGAGAUUGAUAGUGUCAGCACCGUUCGUGGCGACCGAAUUAGAUCUUUGAAUGUUGAUUGUGUCAGUACCAUUCGUAGUAACCGAAUUAGAUCUUGGAAAGAUAAUUGUGUCUACACCGUUCGUGAUGAUAGAAUUAGAUCUUGGAAUAUUGAUCGUGUCAGCACCGUUCGUAGUAACUGAAUUAGAUAUUGGAAAGAUGAUCGUGUCUACACCGUUCGUAAUGAUAGAAUUAAAUCUUUGAAUGUUGAUCGUGUCAAAACCGUUCGUAGUAACUGAAUUAGUUCUUUGAAGGAUGAUCAUAUCUACAUCAUUCAUGAUGAUAGAAUUAGAUCUUUGAAUGUUGAUUGUGUCAGAACCGUUGGUAGCAAAUGAAUUAGAUCUUUGAAGGAUGAUCGUGUCUACACCGUUCGUGAUGAUAGAAUUAGAUCUUUGAAUGUUAAUUGUGUCAACACCGUUCGUAGUAACUGAAUUAGAUCUUUGAAGAUUGAUCGUGUCUACACCGUUCAUGAUGAUAGAAUUAGAUCUUUGAAUGUUGAUCGUGUCAGCACCGUUCGUAGUAACUGAAUUAGAUCUUUGAAGAUUGAUCGUGUCAGCACCGUUCGUGGUUAUUGAAUUAGAUCUUUGAAAAUUGGAGAUAUUAUUUAUUUGCCUGUACUCGUAUCCUGAAAAAAAAAGUAGAGUUAAUCUCUAUGCAAUGUCAUGAUGCAUGUGAUGUAUUGUGUAAUGAAAUUCUCAAAAUAAAUGAGAAUCUUUUAGGUUAUGUAUAUAUUGUAUGUUUUUUGAAAUGGAUGAUAGUGUUAUGCAUAUGCCAUGACGUAUAUGAUGUAUGAAUGCAAAAUGUCGUUAAUGAGGACGACAGAUCAUAGUAGCGCCUGGCGAGGAAAAUAAAUCCCUGACUGUUGCAAAGAUUACGGAGUACAAGUGUAGGAACUCUCGCUACAUGCUCAAAAAUAUUCAGUUGGAGAUCUUUAACUUCUUCUUGGGGAUGGAUGUAUCUUGAAUGAUUGAUCUUGAUGUACCCUGACUGGGGAUAAGAGAGAUGAAUAGAAUCUCUGAUGUUCCAUCUGACUCAGCUCAACUGUGGCUGCCAACCUUUAUGGGGAUGGUGGAUUUGGAGAAGAGAUUAUUCGUCAGCCAAUUGUGGGGUCUUCUCUCUCGUCCUCUUUCCAGCAUGCGUGGAAUGGUGUAGCUGGUGGGUCAAAGGAGACCAAACACCUUCGUAUUCUGAUUGGCUGCACACGCGGACGUGGGGCCCAGUUUUAUUCUUUAACCUUUCAGCAUAAAUUUGUUUAUUAUAUUUAUUGUACUGGGCGUGAACAUUAAACAUGAAACGUUUCUGACACAAAUGGUAAUGGUUACAUGGAAAUUGCCUCCAAAAACCAGGGUUCGAACCCUGCAGGUGGCAAUUAUAUUUUUACUAUUGGUUUCAAUUGCGAUUUCUCGAUUAUUCGAUUUAAUUAGUUUAAUCAAUUUUAAAUUAUAAAAAUCAUAAAAAACCCUAGAAAGGUUAUAGGUGUUAGGGUUUGCCCAAUCCCACUGCCCAUUUGGCAAAAACAUUAAUCCUCAAUCAAUUUUCUCUUCGACCCGACUAUAUUGUGUAAUAACUAAAUUUAUUAGUUAUGAGAGGUAAUGAUAAAACUUGAAAUUAAUUACAAAAUUAAAAAAAACACUUUAUUUGCUGUUCGUGACGAUCGAACCUAUCGGUCAGAAUGGUCAGCAAUACAUUAUCUAAUCCGUUAAUUAUGGUGAUCAAACCUAUUGAUCAUCGCAACUAACGGUAACAUAUUAAAUCAGGGUUGUACGCCAAACUUAAAACACUCCUUCAAACUACAGAUUUUCAUCACUGCGAUAGGUAACUCAAAAUACCUUGCAAACCACAAAACUCAAAACUACGAUAGGUAAUUCAAAAUACCUUCAAACCAUAUCAUAGGCGUACAACCAUGUGCCCGAACUACGUUGACUCUGAUUCUCCCUAAGGAGAUACGUAGGCACUUGGCAACAAGGCGAGUCCUCUUCCUCAAAAUUCUAAUCAGGUUUAAAUCUUGUUGUCAUUUACCCUAUUAACUUUCUGUCAUCUUUCUUUAUGUUUAGCCACAAACCUUUAUUUUAAACUGCAAACCUUAGGAAAGGGUUGAGGGUGCCUAACACCAUCCCUUGACCUGAUUAUAAUAACUUACCCAGAUCUUUAUACUGCGUAAGGUUUCCUAUUUGCCCUGGUAGAAUAGGUGGCGACUAUAAAUAAUUUAAUUUUUAGGGCAGGUUGCUACACCUUGCACAAAAAUGGACAUCCAAAUCCUGCACUAAAAAAGCAAUGAAUCAGAGCACCAUAUAAGUUUAAAUCUUCUCACAAAUUCCCCCCAAAAUUCAUUCUCAUUGAGCUAUAAAAAGACUACUAACACAGUAGAAAGAGGGGGGAGAAAAUUGUUAGAAAAAAGCUCUGCUAAAGAAAAAUAAAAUCCAAAAAAGCUUCCCUAAAAAUUCAUACUAAACUGGUUUAAAGUUUUCAUCGAUUCAUCUUGAAAUCACCUUAAAAACUUGUUGAAAACCAUAUACAACCUUCAUUCAGUAGAACCUUUACCCUCAUCUUCAGAACAAACACCUUCACAGCCACCUUAAACCUCACUCAACUUCAAUACUCAACUCACCUCACUCUCACUACAAGAAAAAAUUCCAACUGCCAUAGACUCACUCAACCUUAAAACCAUUCACCUGCAAAUGAUUCAAACAGAAACCAUAAAAGUUCGUUUCACCUUCAUCCCAUUAACCUAACAGUAAUCCAAACUCAGACCACCUCCAUAACACACUCAUAGUAUUCACGCAAUAACAACAUACAGAACAACAUCAGAUUAAGCUCACAACAACAAGAUUCACCCAAGAGGAAGAAGAGAAGAUCAGCAAAGGAGAAUAUUAAGAGUACCUGAAUCUUCACUUCUAUUAGUUUUUUAUACUUGCUUUUAUACUUUGAUUUCUGAUUGCUUGAUUUCUGAUUGCUCUUCGAAUUUGUAUAGUAAAAAUCUGAAGCAUUUGGGCUUAAUUUUAGGGUUAUGUUGGGGAUAAGGGUAAUCUUUGAUUUUCUUGCUUGAUCUUAGUCUGUAGUUGUUGAUUUUCGUUUGAAACUAAAAUGCGAGUGAGAGACGAAGAGAUUUAGGUCCUCAUUUCAAUUUCUUCUUCAUGAAUUCGAGAAUAGGGAUAUGAGAAAUCGAGACCGAGGUAGAGAGCCAAUCGGUGUUGUCGCUGUUGCUGUUUGUUCACCGUGAGAAAUUGAAACGAGAGAAAUUUCCAUGAGAGAGUGAUAUGAGGGAAGGAGAUAUAAUUUGUUUUUUUGUUUCUGGAAACCGACUCAAGAAGAGGAACGAGUUUGAUGUUAUUGUUAGUGUGAGGUUGAAGAUUAUACCAAUAUAGGGAUGGAGGCGGCUCACUCGUUUUUUUUAGCUUUAGGGUUUUCUAAACUUUAGCUAGCUCCUGGGCCUAUGUCAUCAAGCCCAAAUCCAAUUUCCUUGCCAUACACACCCUGUAGUAUGUGCUA
Vicia villosa (hairy vetch) is the source of this 18844-nucleotide messenger RNA. RefSeq lists its product as uncharacterized. Gene Ontology annotation, molecular function: zinc ion binding; nucleic acid binding. The transcript has 2 exons. Lineage: Eukaryota; Viridiplantae; Streptophyta; Magnoliopsida; Fabales; Fabaceae. Bases 2382 to 3320 code for a protein of 312 amino acids. The record is from RefSeq and is a predicted model, not a curated record.